AUGUCGGCCGAUUUGCUAGCGGAGUUUGGCCAGACACCUGCCCCGACAAGGGUCUCUCCUGGUCGACAGAUGUCGAACCAGCCUUCGGGCUCAUUAUUCGAUGAUCUAGACCUGGAGACCGACUCCUUUGGGUCAUCGAAAAGUCUACAUAAUGGCGCUCCAGAUACACAAUUUACACCCCAAGCGCCAUGGCAGGCCGUUGCGCAACAGAACCUUGAACUACCGUCGACUCAGCAUAGUGAUGUCCUUUUUGAUGCAGCGUUUGACGCACCGGCAAGCGACCCAGAUGAUGACUGGGGUGAGUUUGAGGGUCCCGAGUCAAGUAAACCAACCGCACCUCAACUGGUGGUUCCUCCACAGUCAAAAGAGUCUUCAGUCACCAGGAACCGGCCUGUUAAAACCAGUCCGCCAAGAUCUGAUACAAUUGAUCUGCUAGACUCACUCUCGCUCCAGGGUUCAGCAUCUGUCGCCCCACAGCCGUCAAAGGCUAUGGAGAACAAAAAAGCCAUUGGCACAGACCAAGCCCAGUCAACGUGGAGUGACGAUGAUGCAUUUGGCGACUGGGGCGAGUUCGCCGAUGCACCAAGUCAACACCACACUCCAAUGGGACAACCAAAGGAAAUAUCAUCCACAAAGCCACCUUCAAAAGCCAUUCGGAAGACACCCCAGAAGACAUCAAAGAGUGUCGAACCAGCGACAUCGAUUUGGGAUGAUACAUCAUUUGACGACUGGGGUGAUUUCACAGAUGGCCCUAGUGCACAGCCUGUCUCAAAGCCAAAAGCCACGCCCACGCCGCCUGUGUCGAGCCCGUCUCCGAGUAAAUUUACUUCUGGGGCUACUACCCCAGCGGUCAAUGUCCGUCCGACCAACAUCCCGCCUCCAUCAGUUUUACUUGAGCUUUUCCUAGAUGUGUUUGGUAAACUCCAGAAGGAGGCCAUCAACGCCAAGUCACAGCUACGAUCCCAGACACCGCCUGGAGCCUCCGUCUCAGAAACAGCCUCCAACAUUCACAAUGCAGUUCAAUCAGCCGCCCGCGUCAUUGCCGGACGCAGUCUCCGGUGGAAACGAGAUACAAUUCUCAGUCAAAGCAUGCGGAUCGGCCCCGCUCGCUCCGGCAAAGCUGGGGGCAUGAAAUUGAACAGUGUGAACAAACAAGAAAACAUCAAGGAAGAGCAAGAUGCUGUUGACGUACUAGUUGCUUGGCGGGAACGUGCGGCAAUCUUCAACGCUGUCUUGCAGGGCGCAGGCCUACGGCCGAUCCCUGCAGUCCCAGAUCCCAGUGCCCUUAAGGUUAUUACCGCCCGGGCGGACCAAGGUGCGCUAAAGGCGUCGCAUCCCUGUGCGCUUUGUUCGCUCAAGCGAGAUGAACGGGUGCUCCGCGCAGAUGAACAGAAUGUCCAAGAUAGCUUUGGCGAGUGGUGGACGGAGCAUUGGGGGCAUACUGCCUGUCGGCAAUUCUGGGAAACCAAUCGAACCUUCCUUGGACAACGGUGA
Messenger RNA from Penicillium olsonii, 1494 nucleotides. NCBI's taxonomy places the organism in Eukaryota, Fungi, Ascomycota, Eurotiomycetes, Eurotiales, Aspergillaceae. The record is from the annotation of a GenBank genome assembly.